CCCAUUUUCUUUCCCAACAACUAUCUUUCCUCAGUCUAAUCCCAAGAUAAUCAAUUUAGCUUUUUAAGCAAAAUCUCAUCUUCAUUUAAGUCCUUCCUGUUCAUAAUCGCCCGAGAAAAUGAAAAAGCCUGUAUAAAAAUGCACCAAAAUACGAUUGCUUUUCUUAUUUUUUUCUCAUGUUCUCAAAUGAAAAUCUCUGAGCCCGGAAAUCCGGAUCAAUGAAAUUGAAUUUCUGUCUUUCGCUGCCCAUCUUGAAAUUUUCCUCUGGUAAGCAAAUCCAAUAACUUUGUCUCAUUUCUACAAUUGGGUAACCGAGCUUUUGUUCCCUUUUCCCCCUUUGUUAUUACUUUUGGAAUUAAAUUAUGAAUUCGAGAGAUGGGAUUUUUCCUGAUGAAGUUGUUCUUCAAAUUCUUGCGAGACUGCCUGUUAAGUCAUUAUUUAAAGCCAAAACUGUAUGUAAACUUUGGUACAGAUUAUCAUCUGAUAAGUAUUUUAUUCAGCUCUAUAACGAUGUAGCUGCUAAGAACCCAACGGUAUUGGUAGAGAUUUCAGAUUCAUCAGAAUCAAAAUCUAGCUUAAUCUGUAUUGAUAAUUUAAAGGCUGUCUCUGAAUUCUCCUUGGAUUUCUUGAAGGAUAGAGUGAAAAUUAGGGCAUCUUGUAAUGGCCUUUUGUGUUGCUCUAGUAUUCCUGAUAAGGGUGUUUACUAUGUUUGCAAUCCGAUGACGAGAGAAUUUAAGUUGCUUCCUAGGAGUAGAGAAAGGCAUGUGACUAGGUUUUAUCCUGAUGGUGAGGCCACUCUAGUUGGUUUGGCUUGCAAUUUAUCAAUGCAGAAGUUUAAUGUUGUUUUAGCAGGUUACCAUCGUACCUUUGGUCAUAGGCCAGAUGGGACAUUUAUAUGCUUGGUAUUUGAUUCGGAUUCAAAUAAAUGGAGGAAAUUUGUUUCAUUUCAAGAUGAUCAAUUUACGCAUAUGAAUAGGAACCAGGUUGUAUUUGUAAGUGGUGCACUCCAUUGGCUAACUGGUAGUUCUUCAUUUAUUCUUGCACUCGAUCUCAAUUGUGAUGUUUGGAGGAAGAUUUCAUUGCCGGAUGAAGUGUGUUGUGCAGCUGGCAACCGGGUGUAUUUGUUGGAGUCGGAUGGAUGUUUGUCGAUUAUACAAAUUUCAGAGGCAUUGAUGAAAACAUGGGUGAUGAAGGGCUAUGAGACUGAACAGUGGCAUGUGGUUGAUAUGGUUAGCUUGAGAUGCAUUAGGGGAAUGGUGCCUGGUAUCUUCCCAAUAAGUCAGACGGGUGAAUGUGUUUUUCUGGCAACCCAUAAGCAGGUUUUGGUGUAUCAUCGGAAGAGUAGGGUGUGGAAAGAGAUGUAUUCCGUGAAGAACAGCUCUACAUUGCCAUUGUGGUUCUCAGCACAUUCAUUUCGGAGCACAAUCUUCUCUUGUAAUUAAAUUGUGGAAUACAUCUGACAAGAUUUCUAUACAGAAUUUUAUUGUUUCUACUUGCCCAUACUUCUGUGCACUUGGAUAUAGUUCUUUGUUAAAUCUACGUUAUUUACCAUGUUCAGUAUGCAAUUUUUAUUUUGUUAUGGUUGUUCUUGGAAUUUUCACAUUUUUAUGAAUAAUUAGCAAGCCAAGUUUGCUACUUGUUUUUA
This is a messenger RNA of Jatropha curcas, 1645 nucleotides long. RefSeq names its product F-box family protein. Lineage: Eukaryota; Viridiplantae; Streptophyta; Magnoliopsida; Malpighiales; Euphorbiaceae. The record is from RefSeq and is a predicted model, not a curated record. Gene Ontology annotation, molecular function: protein binding.